Brassica rapa (field mustard) is the source of this 2756-nucleotide messenger RNA. RefSeq names its product zinc finger protein 1. Gene Ontology annotation, biological process: negative regulation of abscisic acid-activated signaling pathway. The record is from RefSeq and is a predicted model, not a curated record. Lineage: Eukaryota; Viridiplantae; Streptophyta; Magnoliopsida; Brassicales; Brassicaceae.
GGAAUUUUUGAUAAAAAAUAGUUAGAAGAAUAGCCAAAUUUUAUUUGAAGAAUUAAAUUUAAACAAAAACAGUAAGAGUUUUCUUUUCACUAAUUUAUCCUUCAUUAAAAUAAUUAGAGAUAAAAAUAUUUCUUCAUAUAUUCUUUCAUACAUGAGAAAAAGAGAAAUGGAAGAAAAUUGAUGUAUCAAUAAUUUGAUAAACUUUUCUACUCAAACAAUGAAUUCGUUAUAAUUUUUUCUAAGAUAUAAUCACUAAUUAAAAUUUAUUUCUACUAAUAUUGUUAGUGGACUUUUUAUGUUUGAUGAAGAAUGAGAGGGUGGUUCAUAUAUUUUUGGUGUGGAGGUUGAACCGACAAGGUAAUCUAGGAGGAGAUAUACUGUCGAAACUGAUUAGACAAAGCAAACAUGAAACAAAAUGCAUCACCUCACAAGUCAGUCACUAGGAUGAAAGCAAAACUAAAUAUGUACUUUUGAAACUAAAGCUGAAUGAAUGGUUUAAUUUUUUUUCAGCAGAUGAUGGAAUUUAAUUUCAAAGAAAUCAAUAAGUGAUAAAUGUUGGAGAAUCAUAUGUUUGUGAUAAGCUCACAUUUGGAUGUAUUAUAAAUUGAACCGGUAAUGACCAGCUCGUAAUUUGAUUGUCUUACUAUACAUAAGAUCGCAACUAUAGGCUAUUUUUAAUAACCAAGGAAAUCAAAAUCUCAAUCAUUGGCCGGCCAAGAAAAUAAUAUUUCAUUUAUGAACUACUGUCUAGAAAAGGCAGAACACAUAUAUAAGAUUUCAAAUGCAUUUGGUAUUAUUAUCAUGUGAGGCUAUACUUUACGAUACUAUAAAAUAAAACGAUCAUACCAUUAUAUUUUUAUUACGCGUACAAAUCAUAAAAAACAUUUAUUCAUAAUAACCACAAUUGAAAAUGAUCAAAUACAUAUUUUGGUUGGUAAACCACAAAUACAACUUACAUAAAACAAAUGUAAAUAACUGAUUUAACACUUAAGUUUUUAUACCAAUGGUGAAUGGUUUAUAAGUUAACAAGAACGAAUAUAUAAUCAUAAACAAUGAUUAAUGAGAUUGUUACGAGAGAUGGAUGUGCUUGGUUUUUAGUUUUGGACAUUCAACGAAAGGAGAGACCAGGUUAAAUUAUUUGAAACGAAAGUGAUUGUCGGGGAGAUUUGAUUGGCCUAGUAAUCCUUGUCCAAAUUGCUAACUUACCUAACACUUAAUACAUAUAAAGAUAGCUUCUUUAUACAGGAUUUUGAAUCAAACAUCUCACCUAAAUCCUAAAAAAUGGAACUGCGUAUACGUACGUACGUACGUACAUACAUACAUACAUACAUACAUACAUACAUACAUACAUACAUACAUACAUACAUAUAUAAUUAUUAUUUUUCUUGGAACAUAUGUUUAUAAUAAUUGUAAUAACGUUUUAUAACGAAUAAACGAUAGUAAAAUUGCACAAAAAGGUUACAACAAAGACAAACUCAUUUGAUUAAGAUAGAGCUACUUAUAGCAUUUAUUACACUAGGUAUAACAUGAAUAAUCAUGAACACUCAUUAUUCAUGCUCCCAGAAUAAAUCAAUAAUUCAGAUCAAUGGAUGAUGGAUCAUUACAACAUUAAUUUUUCUUUGUCUUCUUUUACUCUCAACUGUCCACUACUAUACAAUUACUGUGUGGGCUCUGUAGCUCUAGGUCAGAUUGCACACAUCAAAAGUGUCCUUUUUCUGUAAACAUCAUUCAUUUAAAAAAAAAAGUCACAUGUCCAUCCAAUUCCAUAAAAUAGAACUCACACUUCACUUCCCACGACCACAUCACUUCACAUCUAUAUCCAAAUUUUACUUUCUUUCUCUUUACAUAUUCUCUAUACUGCUAUAUACACAAACUAGAAACUAUAAAUGAAUCCUUCAUUCAAAGGAGACCAAGAAAUGUUAAAAACCAAGAAACAAGGUCAUCAAGAUCUUGAGUUAGGUUUGAAUCUUUUGCCAAGUGCUACGACCUCAUCAGAGCUCAAUCUCAUGGAUUCUUUCAAAACCAGUUCAUCGUCGACUUCUCAUCAUCAUGGCAAUCAUCAAGAACAUUUGGAAGAUCCGCGAGUGUUCUCGUGCAAUUAUUGUAAGAGAAAGUUCUAUAGCUCCCAAGCAUUAGGCGGCCACCAAAACGCUCAUAAACGCGAACGCACCUUAGCCAAACGAGGACAGUACUACAAGAUGAGUCUCUCAUCCUCGUCUCCUUCUUCAGCGUUCGCUUUUGGCCACGGUUCAGUCAGCAGAUUCGCAAGCAUGGCAUCCUUACAGUUACAUGGCUCGGCUAAUAACAGAUCAACGCUAGGGAUCCAGGCUCACUCAGCGAGUCAUAAUCCCUUGUUAGGAAGACAAACAGCGAGUUUAAGUCAUGUUUUCAAACAUACCAUUCACCAGAAACCGGGCACCGGAAAGAUGUUGCCGGAGAAAUUUCACCUUGAAGUCGCCAGCAGUAAUAACACUAUUGCUCCUAAGUUGGAGAUGAUUGGACAUUUCAAGAGCAAAGAAGAAGAUAAUAAUCAGUUUAAGAAGAUUGACUUGACUCUUAAGCUAUGAUAUCUUAAUCUUCAUCUUCUUUUUAGUCUUCAUUACUAUACCUUUUUGGUUUUUAUUAUCUUUUGAUUCUUAUCUUUGUUUAGUAUAAUGAUUGACAGGAUCGAUGUGUUAGAGUUCCAUUAAUCAAGUUGUACCUUUUCCCCUCAAUAUAUGUUGGUGUGGUUCAAUAUUAGAGGUCUAUUUUAAGCA